CGCGGCGGCCGCCAUCUUGAGGGGCUGGAGGGCGAGGGAGGAAGCGGUGCCGGGCCGGCGGCCUCCCUCCCUCGGUCCACCCAUGGCCGGGCAGUUUGACGCCGAGGACCAGGGCAGCUGGUACUGGGGGCGGCUGAGCCGCGCCGAGGCGGUGGCGCUCCUGCAGGGACAGCGCCACGGCACGUUCUUGGUGCGGGACUCGGGCACCAUCCCCGGCGACUUCGUCCUCUCCGUCUCCGAGAGCUCGCGCGUCUCCCACUACAUCGUCAACAGCGGCGGAGGCGGCGGCGGGCCCCCGGGGCUGAAUCCUUCUAGAUUCCGGAUAGGGGAUCAAGAGUUUGACUCGCUGCCAGCUUUACUGGAGUUCUACAAAAUACACUACUUGGACACUACAACCUUGAUCGAACCUGUGUCAAAAUCUAAGCAUAACAAUGAUGUGGUCUUGAGGCAGGAAGAAGCUGAGUACGUGCGUGCUCUUUUUGACUUUAACGGCAACGAUGAUGAAGACCUUCCGUUUAAAAAAGGAGACAUCCUGAGAAUCUGGGAGAAGCCUGAAGAGCAGUGGUGGAAUGCAGAAGACAGUGAAGGAAAGCGAGGGAUGAUACCAGUCCCGUACGUUGAGAAGUAUAGACCGGCCUCUACUUCAGUAUCUGCUCCAGUUGGAGGUAACCAGGAUAGUUUCCACCCACAGCCAUUGGCUGGGCCGGAGCCGGGUCCCUAUGCCCAGCCCAGCAUCAACACUCCGCUCCCCAACCUCCAGAAUGGCCCAAUUUUUGCCCGGGUUAUCCAGAAGCGGGUCCCUAAUGCCUACGACAAGACAGCCUUGGCUUUGGAGGUUGGAGAGCUAGUAAAAGUCACGAAGAUUAACAUGAGCGGCCAGUGGGAAGGAGAGUGCAGUGGCCGACGAGGUCACUUCCCAUUCACCCAUGUCCGGCUGCUCGACCAACAGAAUCCAGAGGAAGAUUUCAGCUGAGUAUGGCUCAACUGCUCUGCUUACAGAUGGGAAUAAACACACAGUGUUUUACUGCGGCUGCAAAAUAGACAGUUCUUCUGUCUAACCAGUGCUUCAUCAAGUAUCCUGAUAUGCAUAAAAUCUCCCCAGGACCGAACACCACAAUUCCUUAAACAAGACUUGUAUCUUCGGGAUACCAAGAAUCUGUGGCUUCAAAGACAUCGCCUUCCCACUUGCAGUAGGAUGGAGAUAGCUAUGGUGGAUUCUUGUUUCUGGCUUUCCCUGAUCCCAUAGCUUCCUCUGUAGGCAGAAAUCCUGAAUGGUUAGUAGGACACUUGCAAGUUGCUAACCUUGGAGCUUCCCUUCUUUGGAUAAGACUCCUCUUGUAAUGUCUGUUAUAACGGCUUAUUGCAUAAAUAAUGCACAGUGCAGGUAAUAUUUUUUUUUACAUAAUACUGGGAUAGCUGCAGCAUUACUACUACCGUAUUAAAUGGGUUACAGACAAAUCCAGUUCUCCAGAAUUAAAAUUUCUAAAAAUUGGUCACCACAGCUGUCAUAGCUAGUAGCUGAUUUAAUUUGAGAUAACUAUUCUACGUGGAGUGUUAAACCUCCCUUUCAGUGCAGAGAGCUACAUUCGUUGCACUUUAUGCAUUAAUAUGUAGCGGUAGGAGCGGCUAAAUCUGCUACAGAGCUCAGCACUACACUCCGAAGGUAACUUUUAACCACUGUUGGAAAGUGAGCACCUGCGAAUCAUGUACAGUACUCUUGCUCAUCCAGUAUAGCGUGACAAACGUCACUGCUGUAAACUGAAAUGCCAGUUUGGUGUAGUGGUUAAGUGCACAGACUCUAAUCUGGGAGAACCGGGUUUGAUU
Messenger RNA from Gekko japonicus, 1824 nucleotides. RefSeq names its product v-crk avian sarcoma virus CT10 oncogene homolog (gene CRK). Gene Ontology annotation, molecular function: protein binding. Lineage: Eukaryota; Metazoa; Chordata; Lepidosauria; Squamata; Gekkonidae. The transcript has 3 exons. The record is from RefSeq and is a predicted model, not a curated record. Bases 83 to 973 code for a protein of 296 amino acids.